Drosophila guanche is the source of this 862-nucleotide messenger RNA. RefSeq names its product zinc finger protein 778-like. Bases 164 to 760 code for a protein of 198 amino acids. The record is from RefSeq and is a predicted model, not a curated record. The transcript has 2 exons. Gene Ontology annotation, cellular component: nucleus. Gene Ontology annotation, molecular function: zinc ion binding. Lineage: Eukaryota; Metazoa; Arthropoda; Insecta; Diptera; Drosophilidae.
GAUAGCAAAUCAAUAAGUAUCGCGGCUAACAUCGCAUCUUGUGGAUUUUUCGUUUUGCGCCUAACAGCUCUAUUUCUUAUGUUUUGUGUCAAAACAAACUUAUUCAGGCCUAAGAACCAAAAAUUCUGCAUGUUUGGAAAUUCAGAAGAGCGGCACAAGGGCAAUGGAAGAAAUGUGCAGAGUUUGCAAGGGAUCGUCUGAAUCAUUCACAAACAUAUUCGACGAGAAACAAAACUGGGACACUUGCAUUGCUGACAUGAUAGCUCAGUGCACCGGGUACGAGGUUAGCCGAGGAGAUUUACUAUCAGAAAAUAUAUGUCCGCCCUGCCUUGAGGAGGCAGUGAGUGCAUUCAAUCUUAAGACAACUUGCGAGCAGAGCUAUAAAUUGAUGGAGGAGUCUAAAGAAGCAGAAAUCUUUUAUAUUGUGGAAUACGAGGACUGGGAACCAUCAGAUUGCAGAAGCGAGCAGUCAAACAAUAUUGAAACCGACGCACAGGCAAAAGGUUGCCCUAAGUUAAAAUGUCCUCUUUGUCCAAAGAGCUAUUCGCACAGAAGUGGUCUAAAUAGACAUAUGCUUGUACACACGGGUGAACGACCCUAUAAAUGCUCCCAUUGCUUAAAGUCCUUCCAUUUUAGUUUCCAUCUGAGUGAACACAUCCGUUCACACCAGGUGGAUCCACCCUUUAUAUGUACAUACUGCUCAAAGUCAUAUGAACAUUCCAAUUCUCUUAGAAAACACAUAAAAAUGUCUCACGCGUAGAAUGAUAGUUACAAAACAAAAACCUAUAUACACACAUAAGUAUAAGUAAAUGUAUUUUCCUAUUCAAUCUCAGCAUGAGUUCACUUUCGUGAGCCAGCUGAA